UUACAUUAAAUGUAUCACUUAAUGUAUAAAAUGAAAUAUUAAAGUUGGUAGUUCUGCACUAGUAAAUACAGCUUGUCACAUACAUGGUUGACAAUCGUGAAGCUAAUGUCAUAGUGACACACCUACCACAUCCUGUGCUAAAUAAGAUUUGCCAUAUUCUUUCCAUGUGUUGGACACUAGAAUGAUAUCUGCUGAUCUGAGAGAGGAGGUAACCUGCCCCAUCUGCCUGAGCAUUUAUAGAGAUCCUGUAACUCUCAGCUGUGGCCAUAACUACUGCCUGGGCUGUAUUGAGAGUGUGCUGGGUACCCAGGAGGGGUCUGGGCUUUAUAGCUGUCCUGAGUGCAGAAAGAGAUUCAGUAACAGACCUGAGCUGCAGAGGAACAUAGCGCUGUGUAAUGUAAUGAUGAAUUUACAGAAUUCUAAGCCAGAGCAAAAAGACAAUGGGGUCUUCUGCACUUACUGUAUUCACUCUCCUGUACCUGCUACUAAAUCCUGUCUGCUGUGUGAGGCUUCUCUGUGUGAUGCCCACCUGAGUGUACACAGCAAGUCUGAGGAACACGUCUUAACUGAACCCACCACUUCCUGGGGUAACAGAAAAUGCUCCAUACACAGGGAGCUGCUGGAAUAUUACUGCACUGAGGAUGCUGCCUGUAUCUGUGUGACCUGUUCCCAGGCCGGAGAGCACAGGGGACACCAGGUGGAGCUGCUAAAUGAGGCUUCUGAGAAGAAGAAAGAGAGACUAAGAGAUGUUCUGCAGAAACUGACCACAAAGAGACAGAAUAUUAUAAAAAGAGUCCAGAGUCUGCAGGGGCACAGGAGAGGGGUGCAAGAGAAAGCAGCUGGUGUAACAGAGCGACUCACUGCCCUGAUUAGGGACAUCAGGAAACAGCUGGAAGACCUAGAGAAGCGAGUCCUAGAUGACUUUUGUGGUGCUGAGAAGGGAGAUAAUGAGGUAACACAAACAGGUGAUAAACAGGUCACUGCUGAGGGGGAAUUAGAUGAGGGUCUGAUCUCAGUGACCUUAUACAGAGGUUUAGAUGAAAUUGAGAAUGAUAUCAAAGUAAAGAAAAGUCUAUACGUGCAGGUGACAUCAGACAUAUUACUGGCUAUGGAAACAUCAGGUAAUACAAUUCUAUCAGAUACUUUGGAAACUUGUCCAUGGUCAGAGAGAUAUCGGCAUACCCUAGACACACCAGAGAGAUUUACUGAUCUUCAGGUACUAAGUACCACAAGCUUUUCCUCUGGACAACAUUACUGGGAGAUUGAGACUAGUGGGUUAAGUUGCUGGAAGAUAGGUAUGUGUUAUACAAGUAUGGAAAAGAAAGGAUAUCAGUCAAGGGCAGGAAACAAUAAGUCUUGGUUUUUAUGUGAGUUUAAUAGAAAAUAUUCAGUGAUACAUAACUCAGUAGAAACAAGAUUACCUUACAUUCCAUGCUGUGAUAAAUUAGGAAUAUACCUAGAUUAUGAGGCUGGUCGUCUGAGCUUUUAUGAAAUGUGUGACCCGAUCAGACACUUACACACCUUCACUACCACCUUCUCUGAACCUCUUCAAGCUGUGUUCUUGGUCUGA
Molecule: messenger RNA, 1570 nt
Organism: Bombina bombina (fire-bellied toad)
Lineage: Eukaryota; Metazoa; Chordata; Amphibia; Anura; Bombinatoridae
Product: E3 ubiquitin/ISG15 ligase TRIM25-like
Exons: 2
Coding region: 182-1570 (462 amino acids)
Molecular function (GO): zinc ion binding; protein binding
Source: RefSeq, a predicted model, not a curated record